AGAAGAGAUUCAAAUCAUCCAUUACUAAACAUAGAAACCAAAUCUGAGAUCCAGAGAGAAAAUGGUGACGGAAGAGAUGGUGAAGCUGAUCGGAAUCUGGUCGAGCCCAUUCGUUGUGAGGGCAAUGAUGGCUCUCAAUCUGAAGGGGAUCGAAUAUGAGUUCCUGCCAGAGGAUUUGCCCAACAAAAGCGAGCUUCUUGUUAGGUCUAAUCCUGUUUACAAGAGGGUCCCCGUUCUCAUCCAUGGAGAUAAGCCCGUUUGCGAGUCCCUUGUCAUUUUGCAGUACAUUGACGAAGUCUGGGCUUCUUCCGGCCCCUCCAUCCUCCCCGCCGAUCCCUAUGGCCGUGCGCUCGCUCGCUUCUGGGCAGCCUAUGUAGACGACAAGUUAUCUUCUCCCGUUCGAGUGUUGCUCUGGAGCAAUGAUGAGGAAAGCAAGGCAGCGGCUAAGGAGCAGAUGUUCGCCGCACUGCUGCAGUUAGAAGACGCUUUAGCGAAGUGCAGUAAUGGGAAGAGCUUCUUCGGCGGCGACAUUAUGGGCUUGGUAGACAUCACGCUCGGUUCCUGCCUCCGUUGGCUGGAAGCAAUUGGAACUAUAGAGGGAAUAAACGUUCUGGACAAAACGAAGACCCCUCGGUUGGUUGAGUGGGCGGAGCUCUUCUGUUCCGGCGACCCCGCGAAGGAGCUGCUGCCGGAAGCCGAGAAAUUGGUAGAGUACUACAGGAAAGACUUUGUGGUUCGUCGUGUUGCUGCGGCUUCUGAUCCGCCCAAAUGAUUUUCUGCUUUCUUGGUUGCGUUUAUGGAUUCUGUGGGUGAAAUAAAAUUAAGGUGGCACAUGUUGUGUUUAUGCACUUCACAUCAACAUAUGAUGAUGCAACGUUGAAGUUAUUUUGUUUCUGUGCCGUUGAAGUUAUUUGAUUGUGUUAUGGUUGAGAGUUUAAGUUUCCUACAAGAUGUUACAUGCCAUGAGUCA
Molecule: messenger RNA, 970 nt
Organism: Phalaenopsis equestris
Lineage: Eukaryota; Viridiplantae; Streptophyta; Magnoliopsida; Asparagales; Orchidaceae
Product: glutathione S-transferase U18-like
Exons: 2
Coding region: 62-772 (236 amino acids)
Biological process (GO): glutathione metabolic process
Cellular component (GO): cytoplasm
Molecular function (GO): glutathione transferase activity
Source: RefSeq, a predicted model, not a curated record